AUGGAUUCUAACUCCGAUAUUCACAUUGGUCAACUAUUGUUUGAAAAAAUGAAAAUUCACAAAGAUGCGGUGUGCCAGAUCGAUGCAGCUACAGGAGAAGAGGAAUCUUACGCAUCUGUGUUAUCACGUUCUAUCCGGAUGGCUAGGUCUUUAAGAGCUUUCGGAUUAAAGCCUGGAGAUGUUGUUGCUUUUGGAGGAAGGAACCACUUGGACAUACAUAUCCCAUUCUAUGCUUCUCUCUUCAAUGGUUUGCCGAUUGUUGGCGUCGAUCCAUUUUACAAAUAUGAUGAAGUUCGUACCAUGUUUAAGUUGACUAAACCAAAAAUAGCAUUUUGUCAAAGUGAAUCUUACGAGAUAUAUUCACAAGCGGCUAAAGAUCUAAAACUCGAUACAAAAAUAGUUGGUUUCGAUGGAGGUGAAUGCACAUUUUCAGAAUUUAUGGAUACAUGUGUUGCAAAUGAGCCCGAAGAAAACUUUAAAGUAGCAGAGUUCGAUGUAGACAAAAUAUACGCCUUUUUAGUGAGUACAAGUGGAACGACCGGUAAAGUGAAAGUAGCAGCAUUUAAUCACAAGCCCUUCGCGAUGAAAUUGACGUGGCUUAUGCAACAGUACAAUUAUGACAAACAGCCGAAAAAGGUAGUGCUUAAUUUAUCACCAGUGAAUUGGAUAUCGAACUUCUUUAUGUCAGUGGGCAAUCCGUUGAUUGGAGAUACAAAACUUCAGAGCUCGAUACCAGAUAGCUACGAACACAUAAUUGAUAUUAUAAAUAAGUACAAACCAGUACAGGCCUUAUUCAGUCCGCCAUUAGUGACGUAUCUAGUAAGCAAGAAAGACAAGGUGGACCUGACAUGCUUCAAAAAUAUUGGUAUCGCUGGUUCAAAAAUUUACCCAGGAGUUAUGGCCCAGUUUAAGAAAUUAUUAGCUAAAGAUGCCAUAGCAAUGGAGGCAUACGGUCAAACGGAAACGAUGGGGUCAGUCCUGGGUCCUAACCCUAAGGGGCCAAGUGAUAGUUGUGGAAGGCCGCUUCCCAUUUAUGCAAUCAAGUUAAUGGACCUUAAAACAAGUUUGGAAAUUAUAGAACCAUACAUUACCGGAGAACUUUGGGCAAAGGGACCAAGGUUUACUGAAUACUACAAUGAUCCCGAGGAGACUGCGCAAGCGUUUACAGAAGAUGGUUAUUUCAAAACUGGAGAUCUAUUAUACAAAGACGAGAACAACAACUAUUUUUAUGUAGAUCGACUUAAAGCAUUAAUCAAGUACAGGAACUCCCAUGUUAUACCGAUGGAGCUAGAAAAAUUAAUAAGCACAUACCCAGGUGUAAAACAUGUAUGUGUCGUCGGUAUUAAAGAUCCCCUUGAUGGGGAAAGACCCGUGGCUUGUAUUGUGAAAGAAAAUGGCACCAAUGUCAGUGCUCAAGAAAUAAAAGAUCUUGUUGCAAAUAAACUAUCUAAAAAUAAACAACUGCGAGGUGGAGUUGUUUUCCUCGACAGCUUGCCAUUUACGUCAUCACAAAAAGUGUCUCGAAAUAAACUGCAAGAAAUGGUGGCAAAUAUGGAACGGGAAUAAACGUCUGACUACUGGCCUGUUUGCGUAAUUGUAUUUCGUAAAUGUUAGAUAAAAAAUGUAUUCCAUUAUUAAAAUGUAAAUGAAUGUGUAAUUAAAAUGUUUAUUUAUUUUUUAUGUAUUCAAUUUCCGUUACAAUAUUGCUUAUGUUAAUAUAUUUUGUUGCAUUAUAUAA
Messenger RNA from Melitaea cinxia (Glanville fritillary), 1738 nucleotides. Its product is annotated as luciferin 4-monooxygenase-like. The record is from RefSeq and is a predicted model, not a curated record. Gene Ontology annotation, biological process: long-chain fatty acid metabolic process; fatty-acyl-CoA biosynthetic process. The coding region runs from base 1 to 1566 and encodes 521 amino acids. Gene Ontology annotation, molecular function: long-chain fatty acid-CoA ligase activity. The transcript has 11 exons. NCBI's taxonomy places the organism in Eukaryota, Metazoa, Arthropoda, Insecta, Lepidoptera, Nymphalidae.